AUGAGUAACCCAUUUUAGAUUGUUCCAUCAGAUUCUUUCUUGAAUAUUUUAAACCAAAAUAAUGUCUCUGUUGUAGAUGUUGAUGAAGAUUAUAGAGCUGAACAAGAUUGGAUGUUUGAAAAUGAUUGUAAUUUUAUGGAAGAAUAGAUAUUGUAAUAAUAGCCUUUAAUGCCUGAGCGAUCAAAGGCAUUGGUUGGUGGACAAUUGCUGCAGAAAUAUAAAAAGAAUCAAGAGGAAGAUCUCUUGAAAAAAAAUAAGGAAGUUUUUCAAGCCAAUUAAUCUAAAAGCAUUUACCUUAACAAGAUUCAAUAAUUAAUUGAUAAACCCACAGCUGUAGGCAAGCCUAAGCAAACUCGUCAAAAAGUUAUUGUUGAUAGUGACUCCUCUGAUGGAAAGAAUAGAUUAGCUAAAAACAGGGAAUCUGCUAGAAAUUCCAGGAAGAGGAAAAAGAUAUACAUAGAGUUAUUGGAAAAUAAGGUGAAGGAACUAACAGAACAAUUGCAAUAAUUGGAAUGUGUAGUUUAAUAAAAUAAAAUUAAAAAUAUUCAACUUGAGAACUUUAUUGAAGAUUAUCAUCGAUCAAUCACUUAGCUUAAUGGUUUGCCCACUAUUCAAUAGUUGCAUGAAUAAUAUGGUGCCACAUCUCAGAGAAGAUGGAGUGUUUGCACUGAACUCAUUAAUCUAUUAAUUGAGACUACCAUCCCCAUUGAAGUUAAGAAAUUGAUGGAGUCAGCCAAAAAGGGCACUGACAUGUUUAUUCAACCUCUACUUCAACAUAAUCCAUGUCUAAAUUAUAGAGAUUACUUUAAAUAGGGCACAAUUGAUUUAGAAAUAGCGACAAAAAAUUUUGGUUUGGCUUAUGAUAAAAUCAGGGAACAAGUGUUUGCUUUGGAGAGAUUGAAAUUAGACGUCAUCUAAAUCCUAGGACCAGAUUCCUACAUAGAGUACUUAAAUUCAUUAACAUAUUGAAUUUUAUAUAUUUGUAACAUCAUAUUAAUAGUACUAAUCAAAAUUGAA
Paramecium tetraurelia is the source of this 1017-nucleotide messenger RNA. RefSeq lists its product as uncharacterized. The transcript is spliced from 4 exons. The record is from RefSeq and is a predicted model, not a curated record. Gene Ontology annotation, biological process: regulation of DNA-templated transcription. NCBI's taxonomy places the organism in Eukaryota, Ciliophora, Oligohymenophorea, Peniculida, Parameciidae. Gene Ontology annotation, molecular function: DNA-binding transcription factor activity.